Molecule: messenger RNA, 702 nt
Organism: Monopterus albus (swamp eel)
Lineage: Eukaryota; Metazoa; Chordata; Actinopteri; Synbranchiformes; Synbranchidae
Gene: rps27.2
Product: ribosomal protein S27, isoform 2
Exons: 4
Coding region: 138-392 (84 amino acids)
Biological process (GO): translation
Cellular component (GO): ribosome
Molecular function (GO): structural constituent of ribosome
Source: RefSeq, a predicted model, not a curated record
UAAACACACACAAACCAGAAAUCAUCUUUGUGCGUGUUUAAUUGUGGACGUUUUCUUCUUCGGGUCUUUCAGUCUGUCAACAGUUUCCGGUGCGUCGCUGCAAAGGGGUUUUCCGGUCACCGUCCAAACACGCAGACAUGCCUCUUGCAAAGGAUCUGUUGCACCCAACCCCCGAGGAGGAGAAGAGGAGGCACAAGAAGAAACGGCUCGUACAGAGUCCCAAUUCGUAUUUUAUGGAUGUCAAAUGUCCAGGUUGCUACAAGAUCACCACAGUGUUCAGUCACGCUCAGACCGUAGUGCUGUGUGUGGGCUGUUCCACCGUCCUCUGUCAGCCAACAGGAGGGAAAGCUCGCCUGACAGAAGGAUGCUCAUUCAGGAGGAAACAGCACUAGUUUGACCAGAGAGGUUGGACACUUGAGAAGAAUGAACAGGACUUGAUGGUUAUGAAGUAACACUGCCAGGGAGCUGAUGCAGCGAACAGGGAGUGAAGAGCUCGAGUUCGAAUCAUGUAGAAUAUGCACAAAAAUGCUUGGCCCCGUUUAGACCCCACCAGCACCACUAUUGCUUUUUCUCUGUUCAUAUACUGAAGGGUGUUUUCAUUUUGGUAAAAUAGUGCCGCAUGUUUGUCAUCUGGUUCUCUUUAUCUCAAAGUUUCUGUUAUGUGUCAGCUCAGGACCGUAAAAAAAAAAAAAAAAAAAAAAA